This is a messenger RNA of Papaver somniferum (opium poppy), 1145 nucleotides long. RefSeq names its product two-component response regulator ARR5-like. Bases 359 to 1000 code for a protein of 213 amino acids. Gene Ontology annotation, biological process: cytokinin-activated signaling pathway; phosphorelay signal transduction system. The transcript has 3 exons. NCBI's taxonomy places the organism in Eukaryota, Viridiplantae, Streptophyta, Magnoliopsida, Ranunculales, Papaveraceae. The record is from RefSeq and is a predicted model, not a curated record.
GAGACAUCAAGAGAGAGAAACAAUAUGAAAACAGCGGAUUUGCGAAUCAGAAGAAAGUGGAUUUCAGAAUCUCGAGUUAACCAAAAAGAAAAGGUAAGUAGAAGAAGAUAUCAGAUUUUAUUUUCAGACAGAAAAAAAGAUUUGAGAUAUCAACGAGAGAUAUCAAUCAGACCCUUCAGAGUCAGACAGACAGAUAUCAUCAUAUCAAGAAGACCGGACUUGAUAAAUAGUCCUAACCAGAUCACUUCUUAUUCCCAAGUUCCAACAACAACAUUAUUUUCUCUCAAUCUUCAAUCACUGUUUCCUGAGCAUUUAUAUUUUCAUUUCAUCAAGACUGUUUAGUAAAUCCCAUCAUCAAAUGGCUGGUUUUGCUGAUGUUUCUGUUCAUGAAGAACUUCAUGUUCUUGCUGUUGAUGAUAGUCUUAUUGAUCGUAAAGUCAUUGAAAGAUUGCUCAAAAUCUCUUCUUGUAAAGUAACAACUGUGGAUAGUGGAAGAGGAGCUUUACAAUACCUUGGGCUUGAUGGAGAUGAUCAAAACUCAGUUGGAUUUGUUGGUUUGAAAGUGAAUUUGAUUAUAACUGAUUACUGGAUGCCUGGAAUGACUGGAUAUGAACUCAUGAAAAAAAUCAAGGGAUCGAAAACAUUCAAGGAAAUUCCAGUUGUGAUCAUGUCAUCAGAAAAUGUAUUGCCUCGGAUCACCAGGUGUUUGGAAGAAGGAGCAGAGGAAUUCAUAGUAAAACCAGUUAAAUUAUCCGAUGUGAAAAGAUUGAAAAACAACUUGACAACAAGAGAUUCUGAUCAAGAAAUAGUGCUAGAUAAUCAGGAUAAUCAAGUCAAAGGGACUACUACGCUUAAAAGGCAAUUCCAUGAGACUGAUCAAGAUAUUGCUGUUCUUCAAAAUGAUGAUGAUGAUCUUCAAUCAUCACCAUCGUCCUGUUUAACUUCAUCAGAUUCUCCAUCGAAAAGACGGAGGAAGACGAUGAUGAAUGACAGUGAUUGAUCCAAAGUUCUCCACUACGAAUUUUUUUGUUUUUUUGAUUGGGCAUUUUGUGCUUAUUUCACAUGUCCGUUGACUUAAUUUGCCUGACCUUUUGACUAUACCUUUUUAAUGUUGAAUUUAGUACAGUCUUGUUCUUUGUCUUACA